CCUGCGCGUUCCUCGACCACAACUCCUGCACUCCAGGCCUAAUUCACUCUUUCAUACCCUCCUUUUCACCCUCUAAUUUUUGGAAACAUACUACACCAUGGCAGUCCCCGAACACGAAUUCACUAAUCCCGAUACCGCGUCGUUGUGCGAGGCUACUGACAGUCUAAUACAACUAAUCAAAGCAAGGAAGAGCAACGGUCCGCGCAAUACCUCUGCAGAGACCAAACUUCGUCAACGCAUCGAUGACAUCCUGAAGAAAAAGCCCCUCGCCGAAUUGCUGGAACCCGUGCCCACAAAUCACCAGGGUGCCUACACUCCUUUACACCCUCGGAAGUGGGCUGUUGUCGUCCGCUCUCUCCGAACUUACAGCGCCCUCUCCGACCCCUCGCUCGUCUCUCGUUCACGCCGGGUGUGGCAGACCAUCGAGAAAUACUGGACGCAUGCUUGGGCUUGGGUCGACUAUCUUCACCAUCGUCCUAAUGUCGACUCGGUGCGGCUCGUUAUCCAUCUCUUUAUGUCUCUGUCCGAGAAUAUAGAGAACCGUCGCGCCGAGGUUGUCGACCUCUUACACGCGGAACCCAACAGCAUCGUCUUGCUCAUCGACGUUUGGUUCCGAAUCCCGGAGUACAUGUUCCAAAUCCGGGGAAAUCUAGCGCUCGUCCCGCUGGCCAAGGCCGUGGCUGCAGUAUAUUGCGAGUCCGACAGCGUUGAGAUACGGGCCAUCGUCGAACGCGAGUUGUCCCGUCGAGUGCAGGGCAGCGGCCACCGUCUCUUCCGGCACGUCGCGCGCCUCCUACGCAUCCUCUUGACGCUUUCGGACAAAGAAGAGGAUGGUGGCGUCCUCGCGUCACUGGAGCUGUCGUCCCAACUGCUGGUAGACCGCACGCACAGCUUGCAUCCCAGCGUCCUGCCGCGCGACAUGAUCAAUGUGUGCGUGGCUCUCGUCCGUCGGCACGCGGGGCAGCCGUACGAGGUCGUCGCUCAGGCUGCAUGCUUCUUCCUCGAGCAGGCGUGGACCCUCACGGCAGAUCUACGACCCAUCAUAUGGUCGCUACAAGAGGGCCUCCUCCCGAAUAUAUUGUGCAUGAAGCAGCCGAAGCUGAGGAAGGGCGACCCCAUGGUGCUGCUUAAACAGCUGCAACCCGCCUUGUCUCACAGGAGGGUCCUGAGGACGUUCUGGCAUGCGUAUCAGCGCGACAAGCUGUCCAUUGAGAAGGCACCAUGGCAUCCCAAGAUUCUGGACGACCUCAUCGAGCGCGCGGAGAAGCACUGGGCGAUCUUCGAGAAGCUGCAGAAGGAAUGGGACGCCACCACGACACAUUGCCAUAAUCCAGAUUGUCCCCUUCCAGCACUAGACAUCUACCAAUGCCCCUGUAAAACAGCGUACUACUGCUCAAGGGAGUGUCAGCGCCAGAACUGGAAGGACGACCACCGAACCAAGUGCCAUUUCUUCCGCUGGGACCUAAUCGAAGAGACCAAGGUGCCUCUCCCCCACCGUACGGUGCUUUCAUUGUCUCGACGACGUCUAUCCACUCAACGCCUUCUCAGCCCUUUACAACUCGCGGGACAUCGACUUCCUAACCCAGAUCAGCAAGGCCUUCAUGGACGACCACCUGAACGAGGUCUUCGAGGAAGCGAAGAAACUCGACCCGACCCUGAUGAAGACGUUCAACCUGACUGUGGGCUGGGGGCGCGGCGAGCCGAAGUACUGGGUUGGCGUCGCGCGGUAUUUUAUACAGCCGAAGAUGGUGGUCUUGCAGACGGGGCUGAAUAUGGGGAGCGAGUUCACGUUGGUGACGCUGCCGGGGGCGACGUUGGAAUUGAACGAUUCGGAGGAUGAGGUGGACGACGAGGAUGAGGAGGCCGAGGACGAGAAGGAGGACAGCGACGGCGACGACGAGGGCACGGAGGCUCAGUCCGACGAGAGCGCCGAGCUUGAAGCGACAGAUUGAUAGCAGGUUGCUUUGGCGGUGGUGAUGAGAGACCGAAGCCCUUCGGUGGCACACGCUGAGGGACACCGU
Schizophyllum commune H4-8 is the source of this 2021-nucleotide messenger RNA. RefSeq lists its product as uncharacterized. The record is from RefSeq and is a predicted model, not a curated record. Lineage: Eukaryota; Fungi; Basidiomycota; Agaricomycetes; Agaricales; Schizophyllaceae. The transcript is spliced from 3 exons. The coding region runs from base 98 to 1840 and encodes 580 amino acids.